GUCUUUAUUUUAUCCUGGGAGCUAUAGCCACCGCCCUUCAGAUCCUUUGCUAUUCUCUCAGAGGUUAAAUCAGCCAUAAGAGUGUCGAUCGAUUGCAAGCAGAUCGAACUUGAAGACCAUGACUUACCAAGUGCCAGUUAAACGUAUCAUAACUAAGGACGACUUGGAAGAGUUUUUACAGUCAGAUGCUUAUAAUGAUUACAUCAGUCUAAUUGAGAGACUUAAUAAAUCAGUCAAGAACAUGAAGAUCGAUUCGGACGUUAAUAUAUCACAGAGCGUACAAAAAAUUCUUGAUAUUCUGGAAACAGUGCUAAAAUGGAUAGACGAUUGCCCACCAGUUGAAAACUCAACAUCACGUUUUGGAAAUCCCGCUUUCAGAAGUUUUUAUGACAAAAUUGAAAAUUCAAUCGGUGAUCUUCUACAUGGACUCGUUCCAGAACCGGCCAUUGUUGAAGCAGGAAAAUACUUCCAAGAGAGUUUCGGCAAUAAAAAGAGAAUUGAUUAUGGUACAGGCCACGAAGCAAACUUUAUGGCAUGGCUAUUAUGCUUGGAGAAAUUAGACGUACUGAAGGAAGAAGACGACCAAGCAGUAGUACUGCGCGUUUUUGUAAAAUAUCUUAAAGUUAUGAGACGACUUCAAUUUAUCUAUUGGCUGGAACCAGCAGGCUCUCAUGGUGUCUGGGGUCUGGACGACUAUCAUUUUUUACCGUUCAUGUUCGGAUCAGCACAACUAUAUGACCAUAAAUAUAUCAAACCAAAAUCGAUUCAUGAUACAGAAACAGUCGAGGAAUUUUCGAAAUCGUAUAUGUACCUUGCUUGUAUUCACUUCAUCAACUCUGUUAAAACAACUGCAUCAUUACGUUGGCAUUCACCUAUGUUGGAUGAUAUAUCUGCUUGUAAAUCAUGGGCGAAAGUAAAUCAAGGAAUGAUCAAAAUGUACAAAGCCGAAGUGCUGGCGAAGCUACCCAUUAUGCAGCAUUUUAUGUUUGGUACAUUAAUUCAUUUUGAUGGAGGACACGUACAAUCUGAGGAUAUGGAAGAUGAAUGUGGUCAUCAUCACAACAAGGCUGACGCAGGAGAUGUGUACGCCUUAGGGCAAGAGCAUCCAGAGUGCUGCGGUAUACCAGUCCCUAGCGCCAUUGCAGCUGCAGCUUUACGCGAAAAAUCCAAGGGAAAUGGUCUACGACCGAUCCCUUUUGAUUAAAAUAUAGUGUAAUAAAGAUCUUAAGUUGCAAAAGCCCACCUGACCGAGCCUCUUAUGGAAAAAUGUACUCACUUUAUGGAGUUCUAAUGAAGUUUUUUUGUUUGUUUGCUGAUUUGUAUGAUUCAAAAUCCUCUUGAAGUUUGACACUUCGAUCCCAUUCAACCUCCCAAUUGCAAAUCUAUUCUUGUUCUUCCUUUGUAUACAAACCCUUUUUUUCAAAAUUUAUUGAACUUCCAAUAUAGCAAAGAACAAGCACUUCCAAAUAAAAGAGGAAUACCGCUGCUAUCGGCAGAAAAUGACCAGAAAAUUAAAAUAUAUUGAGCGAACGUCGA
Molecule: messenger RNA, 1536 nt
Organism: Mycotypha africana
Lineage: Eukaryota; Fungi; Mucoromycota; Mucoromycetes; Mucorales; Mycotyphaceae
Product: Phosphotyrosyl phosphatase activator
Exons: 7
Coding region: 119-1204 (361 amino acids)
Biological process (GO): mitotic spindle organization
Cellular component (GO): nucleus; cytoplasm; protein phosphatase type 2A complex
Molecular function (GO): protein tyrosine phosphatase activator activity; peptidyl-prolyl cis-trans isomerase activity
Source: RefSeq, a predicted model, not a curated record